AUGGCUGCUGAGUUCACUACGAAGGUUCGACUAGUUAGAUGUCCUAAAUGCCGGCUGCUUCUACCGGAGUUGCCAGAUUUUCAGGUCUACAAGUGUGGUGGAUGUGGUGCUAUUCUCCAAGCGAAAAAUCGUCUAAAUGGUCUGAGAAGCAGGAGUACUGGCUUAAAUGGAACAGUGGCAGCUCGGAUGAAUGGAUUGGGUGAUUUAGGUCACAGUUCUGAAGAUAAGGCAUCCAACAGCACAAGUUGUAAUGGAACUCUUCCUGACUCGGGAGAAUGCUCCUCAGACCAAAUCGAUGAGAAGAAUCAAAGCAAGUCUUCUGGAGAAUGCUCCUUUGAAAGAAACACCGAGAGGGAUGGGAGCAAGUUUUCAGAAGGCAGUGAAUCUAGCAGCUCAAGUCUAAAGGCUAAGGCUCCUGCCUCGGAAGUAUGCUCUCCGGAAAGAAGGAAUGAAAGGAAUGUGAGUAAGUCUUCUGAAGGCAAUGAAUCUAGCAGCUCUGGUCUAAAGGCUUCAGUUCCUGCAUCGGGAGAAUGCUCUUUGGAAAGAAGGCAUGAGAGGGAUGGGAGUAAUUCUUCAGAUGGUAUUGAAUCUAGCAGCUCAAGUCCAAAGGCCAAGGCUCCUGACUCAGGUGAAUAUUCUUUGGAACGAAGCCAUGAGAGGGAUGAAAGUAAGUCUUCAAUAAUAAUUGAAUCUAUCAGCUCAUGUCCAAAGGCUAUAACUCCUGACUUAGGAGAAAGCUCUUUGGAACAAGACAUUGAGAGGGUUGAUAGUAAGUCUUCUGAAGGCAUUGAAUCUUGCAGCUCAAGUCCAAAGGUUACUUUUCCUGACUCGGGAGAAUGCUUUCUGGAUCAAAACAAUGAGAAGAAUCAGAAUAAGUUUUCUGAAGAUGAAGAAUUUAGCAGCUCAAGUCACAAGGUCAUUCUCCCAGAAUCAGGUGAAGACACUUCAAUUCAAAACAACGGGAUGGAUCCUGAUAAAUUAUCUGUAGAAGAUUAUGGUGGUGAGCAGCUUCGAGUGUUAAACUUGCCAAAUGAGAACCAAAACAACCACAUUGAUCAAAAUGGUUAUGGUGACCCUAGUAUGGAGCCACUUGGAGUUUCCAGAGGAAUUCCUUCAUUAAUGGAGUUUGCAAGUAGUCAAAGCAAGGGGUCAUUACCAAUAUCAGCAGCAAGUUCAGAAGCAUUGAAAGAUGAUGAGAGUUUACCUCUAGCACCAAAUCUAGAGGUAGACAUCGUGGUGGAGAUUGAUUCUGAUUCCACGAGUUCAAGCAGACUCAAUGCAGUGGCCACAAGGGGAAGUAGUUCAAUAUAUUCUGCUCAUAUGCCCCCAAGGGACAGCAUUUCAUCAGAUCCCAUUAUAUCUUCUCCUGAUGAACAAUCAAAUGAAAUAGUAGACUUCAACAUGGAUGUUGAUUCAAGUGCUGUCAAUCCAGGAGCUACAAGUGAAAGUGGUGUUACUGCUCACAUGCCAGCACAAGAGAGCAGUUCUUCAGGUACCCUUACUUCGUCUCCUAAUGAACAGCUUAGGGAACCGCAUAAUGAUGUUCCGAAAAGUUUUGAUCAUCUGAAGUCUUCAAGCACAUUUGAAAUUGAAACUACAGACUUUCUCAGCCCCAGAUCUGAGUUUAGCACUGCAGUAAGAGAUAGGUCGAAGUCCCCAGCAACUAGAAGCCAUCAUGCUUAUGAUGGAAGUGUCUCUUCUUAUGAUGGUAUAGAUGAUCUGUUAUACACCCAUAAUAUGAAUACAUUUCAAGAUGCUUAUAAAGCUCCGAACUUGGUUCAAUAUGAAGAAAGAUACAGAAGGAAAAAGUUUCUUGCAGAAGGCAUGGGGAGUAGAGGUUCUGAAUUUCCAAAUCAGGCUAGGAAUACCUGGUUAAGCAUGCCUGAUAAGAAUCGUCAUGCCAUGAAAUACAGAAACCGGGAUCAAGAUGAAAUGCUGCCACCUAGAAUACCACGUCAUCCAAGUCGAGAUCAUGCAAGAGUGCAGAGGGAUGAAUAUAUGUCUAGGAUGGCUUCUCUUCAAGGAGAUUCCCUAGGUGGAUAUGGAAAUGGUCGCUUCGCAAAUCAAAUGCACAAUGAGUUGCAAAGUAAUUCUGACUAUCAAUCUGACAGGUCUGUGAGUGCUGCAGCGGACAAGUUGACACUUCUGAGAAUGGUGUAUGAAUUGCAGAACCAAGUUAACAAUUUAAAUAUUGUACAGGCAAGUCGGCAGGAAAAGCAUAUUCCCCAGUACCAUAAUUAUGAGGCAUCUGAGGAGGAGCUUUUCCAUGGCCUAAAUCAUCCUAGGGAUCUAAGAAGAAGCAGAGCGGGAAGCCAUUAUACACAGCAGCAAAGUCAGUACAGACCAAUACCUUUCUCUAGUGAGGCAACAACAAGCAGACACCAAGUUGAUCCCUCCUUUAUGCACCAGUAUCCUCAAGACAGGCAGUUCUCAGCACCGUUGCCUCUACCCAUCCGGAGCAAUACUAAUGGGUUACGUAGGCUUCAUCCUGGUUAUCCCUCAAGCCAGUGGGACAGUGAAACAAUGUCUGAUGAUCAGAGACACAACAGUCCUGAGGUAAAGAAGUAUUAUGGAGAGAAACAACAGAUGCCUAAGCGUCAUUUCCGGCCAAUAGCAGGUGGAGCUCCUAUCCUGAUAUGUUACAACUGCUUUAAACCACUUCAGAUACCUGCAGAUUUUCUGCUUUUCAAAAGGAAAUGUCAUAGACUUCAAUGUGGUGCUUGCUCAAAGGUGCUUAAGUUUUCACUCCAUAAGAGAACUCACAUUCUCCCUUAUGAAGUGGAUGCUAUAGGGCCUCCACCAAGUGAGGUUGAGGAGCACAGUUAUGGUGUAAAUGCGGAUCCUGUGUCGUGUUCUGAUGAUUAUGGCUAUGGACUCUCAUACUGCAAAAGUGGCUCUACAGAGGCAGGAGAUGCUGGAAAUAUAGCACCCUCAAACUCUCUUGAAAGUACUACAGUGCAUGAGAGAAACAUGUCAUAUGGAUCAAACAAUCCAACAAGAGGGAGACAAGAGAUUGUUCUGAGACGUUCUCAAUCUCAAAACAAAGAUAGGAAUCCAGUUGAAAGAUUUAUGUCAGCAAGAACAUCGUCCCAGCUGCCACCAAAGUCAAGCUCACCACUUCAUCGACUCAUGGGUUACAGAUCGCCAAGUCAAGUGAUUAGAGGGAUUGGUUUAUCUCGUUCAGGGUCAAAAAACUCAGGAAGGAACUGA
Molecule: messenger RNA, 3210 nt
Organism: Fragaria vesca subsp. vesca
Lineage: Eukaryota; Viridiplantae; Streptophyta; Magnoliopsida; Rosales; Rosaceae
Exons: 2
Coding region: 1-3210 (1069 amino acids)
Biological process (GO): regulation of defense response to fungus
Source: RefSeq, a predicted model, not a curated record